GUUUGACAUUUGUUGAUAGUUUGAGAGCUAGUGAAAAAUGAUAACAUGUUAGUUAAUUCGUAAAUACAAACCUUUGUCUUUCUAGUCAUUCGCGGUCUGAUUUGUCGGACCAAUGAUUCGUCUUUAGAUCGAGGCGUAGUUAACUACAGUACAAGAUGCUACCAAGCAGCAACAGCUAAUGUGAACACAAAUGCUGGAGAAAUAUCGAGCUAGUUAGCAGCAAUUACGCUAUGGUUCUUUUUAUACAUCUGUUAUGGUUUUACUUCUUCUAAAUAAUCUGUGCGGCAUGGACACCGAGGGAAUCGUCAUCCGAAUUAGAACCUCACGCGGGGACAUGGAUUCCGCCGUAGAUUGCCCAUCCAUGCUGAGUUUUAAUGACUUACUGGCAGCCAUCAGGGAUGUAAUGCCAGAAGCCACAAUAACAGCAUUCGAAUAUGAGGAUGAGGUUGGUGAUCGAAUUACAGUCAGGAGUGACGAAGAAAUGAAAGCAAUGCUCUCAUACUACUGCAACACUGUUAUGGAGCAGCGUGUCAAUGGGCUGCUUCCUGAGCCAUUGCAGAUCUUUCCUCGAGCUGGCAAGACUCCCGGGAACCGGAACAUACAUGGCCUGAAGGUGAACACCAGGCAUGGGAACGACAACAACCGGGCCCCCACGCCCGCAGAGACUCUGCCCAACAAUAGCCUGAAAAAGUCCUCGGCAGAACUGAAGAAGAUCCUGACAAAUGGACAGAUAAACGAGCACGACAUCCAGUACCAGGAGCAGCUGGGACACGGCAACGGAGGCACCGUCUACAAGGCUUACCAUGUCUUGGGGAAGAGAGUCUUAGCAGUGAAGGUCAUCCCCCUGGACAUCACAGUCGAGCUGCAGAAGCAGAUAAUGUCAGAGCUGGAGAUCCUCUACAAGUGUGAUUCUCCGUACAUCAUCACAUUCUACAGCGCCUUCUUCGUGGAGAACAGGAUAUCCAUCUGCACCGAGUUCAUGGACGGGGGCUCGUUGGACGUGUACAGGAGGAUACCAGAGCAUGUGUUGGGCCGCAUCGCUGUGGCGGUUGUCAAGGGACUGACAUACUUGUGGAGCCUGAAGAUUUUGCACAGAGACGUGAAGCCUUCGAACAUGUUGGUGAACACGAGAGGACAAGUGAAGCUGUGUGACUUUGGAGUCAGCACGCAACUGGUGAACUCCAUAGCCAAAACGUAUGUGGGGACUAAUGCCUACAUGGCUCCGGAGAGGAUAUCAGGGGAGCAGUACGGGAUCCACUCUGAUGUCUGGAGCGUCGGGAUCUCCCUGAUGGAGUUAGCCCUAGGCACCUUCCCAUACCCACAGAUCCAGAAGAACCAGGGAUCUUUAAUGCCUCUCCAGUUAUUGCAGUGCAUUGUUGAUGAGGACCCUCCUGUACUUCCGAUGGGCCAAUUCAGCGAGAAGUUUAUUCACUUCAUCACACAAUGUAUGAUGAAGCUACCCAAAGAGCGGCCAGCACCCAACAAUCUGAUGGACCACCCCUUCGUCCAGGUGUUUGACGACGGGAACAUGGAGGUGGUGUCCAUGUGGGUGUGCCGGUGCCUGGAGGAGCGCAGGGCACAGCAGGCCCAGGCACACAUGUCCUAGAGGUCGGGUCACGCCGGGACCGGGCCGGGGCCGGGCCGGGUCCUCCUGUGGGGCGUGCCGGGAAGGGUCCAAAUACACAUACACAUACAGUACACACAUGCAUACGCACAGACACAUGCAUACAUGCACACACACACACACACACACACACACACACACACACACACACACACACACACACACACACACACACACACACACACACACACAUGCAUAUGUACACACACAGUACACACACACCUCCCUCCUCUGACACACACACACAACCUUCUUUACAGACGCACACACACACACACACACACACACACACACACACACACACACACACACACACACACACCUGGAGAUACAGAAGAGCAGCCCACAGAAGAUAUGACCACUGAGACCUGAGACCUGAGACCACUCCCUCCUUUCCCGCCAUGCCAAGACUGGAGGCCGUUUUGUCAAAGUCCCUCUAAUGGACCUUCAGGACUUCUAGGUUAGAAGACUUGGUUUCCUCUUAGCAUGACUGACAAUGCGUGAUGAACUUGACUUCCAACCAAACACCUUGUUUUUUUUUCUUUGCCUGUUGCACUGAUUCCCAGUGGCUUGGCUGAGUGAACUUUGUUUUUUUUUUCUUAUUCUGUACAAGGCUUAACAUAAUAUGCGAGGAAUGCGAAAGAGCGCACAUCUGACCCUGUUGUCUUAAACCAAUGGAUCCAUGCAAGGAUGAAUCAAUGAAAUAUUAUUUUUUUGCCAUUUGAAGGGCUUUUUAGGUCGACUCUGACAGCUAACUCAAGCUUUAUCGUAGGCAGCUGUGUGGAGAGACAGUUGAAGCUUCAAUGCCCACAUGCAGAGCAAUGGAGGUUCAACUAGUGCCUGAACUGUCUGUCUCACUCAGGCUUAGGUCCUCUCUCUCUCUCUUUCUCUCUCUCUCUCUCUCUCUCUCUCUCUCUCUCUCUCUCUCUCUCUCUCUCUCUCUGGAGCCCACUGCUGUUUUGGUUAUGUGCCCCAUCACCAAGAGGGAGGAGGGAGGGGAUCAGGGAGUGACUGAGUGAGUCCACUCUACUCCAGUGCCACCAUUGUUCUCUGUAUUUCUCUUUUUGUCUCUCUCUCUCUCUCUCUCUCUCUCUCUCUCUCUACCUAUUCAACCUUCACCACCACCCCAUCCUUCUCCAGCCUUAGACAAGUGCGCACAACUCCAGACGAGAGCAGGUGCAGGCUGGCCUUGAGUGGUCCAGCCACACCUGGGCUGGGACUGACACAGAGAGACAGGGGUGGGGU
Engraulis encrasicolus (European anchovy) is the source of this 2869-nucleotide messenger RNA. It is a transcript of the gene map2k5, whose product is annotated as mitogen-activated protein kinase kinase 5. The coding region runs from base 254 to 1606 and encodes 450 amino acids. NCBI's taxonomy places the organism in Eukaryota, Metazoa, Chordata, Actinopteri, Clupeiformes, Engraulidae. Gene Ontology annotation, biological process: protein phosphorylation; MAPK cascade. The transcript is spliced from 22 exons. The record is from RefSeq and is a predicted model, not a curated record. Gene Ontology annotation, molecular function: ATP binding; MAP kinase kinase activity; protein binding.